Messenger RNA from Pogona vitticeps (central bearded dragon), 12354 nucleotides. Lineage: Eukaryota; Metazoa; Chordata; Lepidosauria; Squamata; Agamidae. The record is from RefSeq and is a predicted model, not a curated record.
GUAAAUCUCGAGGACUGCCGAGAACGGGGACCCAGAAGCCCUCUGGGUGCCCCUCCGUCCGUGUCGGGAGGAGCAUUGUUUCUCAGACUUCUUGGACACGAUGCCGCAGCUGAACGGGAUGGUCCCUGGCUUGCUGGAGCCCCUCCUAGAGCAGGUGGUGCUUCACCUGGCCUGUUCGAAGUGCGCCCAACCGGAAAACGAGACCACCUACCGGCUGAAGGAGGUGGAGCACCCGUGUGUGAUGGAGAUCCUCCUGGCCAGGUGCAAAGAGAGUCAGCGGAGGAAGGUGUGGCGGAAGAUCGCCAGGAGGCCAGUCUUCCCCAACCCAGCCCACUACGACGUCUGCAGGUAUUACGUUGCGGGCUCAGGUUGCGCCAAGCACCGGAACCGUUGCACCUUCGCUUGGAGCCCGGAAGAGGUCGUUGUGUGGACGUUUGAGCGGGAGAAGGGCCUGGAGAGGCACGUCCUGAAGACGCUGCUGCGCCAGCUUCAGACCGGCCGCUUCGCCAACGGGGUCUCCAAGCUGCUGGAUGCCAGCGCCUCGGAGCAAAUCCUGAGCGAGUUCGGAGGCCAUUUCCAGGAGAUCUGCAAAAGCUGUUUUUAUCAGACCCCGCAACGGAUUUGCGCGAGGAACUCCUUGCCAGCGUGCGAGGGCCACUGGAGCCCGCUUUUGGCCCACGUGGUUGUAGACGGGAAGAUGAAGGAGCAGUACACCGAGAUCCGGCCCUGUCCGGCCGGCCUGAAGAAGUUCCAGUUUUGCCGAUACAUCUCGGCGGGAAGACCGUGCCGGCAUAAGGCGAGUCGGUGCUACUUUGCUCACAGCGACGUGGAGCGGGCGGUCUGGGAGGCCGAGCAGAACCGGGGGUUGGCGCGCAUCGACCUCCUGCGCCCAUUGGCGGAUGGUCAGGCGGGAGAGGGGAACCCGGACCCCCAAAUCUGCUUCUACUGCCGGGUGUGCCUGGUGACUUGCAACUCCCAGGAGAGCUUUGAGAAUCACUGUUCCUCCGUGGAGCAUGCGCAGCUGGUCUCCUCGGACGUCAUGACCGAGUGGAAGCAUCGUGCCCCUCCGUACGACUCGAAGACCUUCUCUCUUUGCAGCCGAGCGGACAUCUGUGAGUAUGGGCAGGAUUGUACCAAAGCCCAUUCUCCUGAGGAGCUGGAAGAGUGGAUCCAGAGGGCCAAAGCGGCAGAGAAAAACAGGAGGUUUGCGAAGCAGGACGGCCUUCUGGCUUACCAGGACCGGCUUAUUGCUGAAUACCAAGAAAGCCGCAAUGAAGUCUUAAUUAUUUCCGAGGAAGUGGAGGGUGUGAACGUCACCUGCGCUCAGCCGCUCCGGGUCCAUUCGGAGGACAAGAAGAUGCAGCACCGCUGGGUUUUCACCGUCCAUUCCCGGAAGCCGUUGGCCCACGUGGCUCUGCUGAGGCGGGUCCCCGGGGCGGCCUUUUUCCUCACCCUGGACGGGCACAGCCGGGGUCUUACCUACGCCUCGGGAAAGAGGUUCAGGACUCGGCAGGCCUCUCCGCCGGCCGUGGAGGUGGAGGUGUGCAUGGAGUGCCACACCUUUGGGGUUUACGAGCAGUGGGUGGUGUUCGAUUUUGGCACCCGCCCAGUGUUGGUCCGGAAGCUCCAGGCCAGGGUGGGCCAGAAGCAGACCUCCUGGCACGUGGAUCCAGCAGCACAGACGACCGGGGACAGCCACUUUGUGGACUUUGAACGCUGGCACAGCGGCAACCGGGUGGUGGUGCCCAGCGUGGAACGUACUGGCAAGGAGGUGGAGCUGCUGGCCAAAUAUAAGGCCCCUUCUCUCUCGCUGGCUUUCCGGAGAGGCGCCGAGGGCAAACCCAUCGCCCGCUUGAACUACCGGGAGGAGAUGCACAACUUCCUGUUCAGAGAGGAGGAAGCACAGCAGGCUUUGAUUGCCAGGCUCAACUUGCAAGUGGUCCUGUCCCUUCAGCAGAUGAUGGAGAUGCCUUCCCGGGAGAUGAAGUUUGCUCUCCAAGGGGAGCUGUAUGCUCACGCCCCCACCCCUUACUCUCUGACUCCCGACUCCAAAGAAGGCUACCUCUUGCACCGAUCGGUCAGCACCGCCUUCCUGGCGCCCGAUCCUCCCACAGAUAACCGUGUCUUCGAGGUCUUGGUGGAGAACAGGGCCGUCACGGAGAGGAGCAUCUGGCUUCUCCUUCCUCGGCGCUGUUGUUUUGAGCUGGGCCUCCAAGCCGGCAUGUCCCUCAAGGCGGAGGUCCAGUUUCAGACUGACCAGCUCGAAUUCCGCAAGUGGCACCACGCCGUUGACCAACUCUGCGACGAGCGGCUGGUCCUCCCCGACGUGGCCGCCUGCUCCGUCCCUCAGCCUCUCGGUCAGGGCCCGCUGCUGCAAGGCGGGAACGUCAAGCAGAACCAAGCCAUCGCCUUCAUCACCGGUCAGGCGUCCGGAGUCCGGCAGGUGCCCCCUCUCUUGAUCUACGGGCCUUUUGGAACGGGGAAGACCUUUACCUUAGCCAAGGCUACCUUAGAGAUCAUCAAGCAGCCUGGAAAGCGAGUUCUGAUCUGCACCCACACGAACAGCGCUGCUGAUAUCUACAUCCGUGAGUACUUCCAUGAUUACAUCACAGCUGGGCAUCCUGAGGCCAUCCCGCUACGGCUGAUGUACCCACGCCGUUCGCCCAAAUCGACUGACCUCAUCACGCUUCGCUACUGCUGCCUGACCCCAAACCGGGAUUCCUUCCGUCUCCCCACCAGGGAAGAAAUGGACCGGCACCACAUCAUUAUCUCCACCUCCAUGGUCUUGGUGGAGUUUGACUUGAACCCUGGCUAUUUCAGUCACAUCUUGAUUGACGAAGCUGCCCAGAUGUUGGAAUGCGAAGCGCUGGUCCCCCUCUCUCUUGCCACGUUGGAGACCCGGAUCAUCCUGGCGGGAGAUCACAUGCAGGUCACCCCGAAACUCUUCUCCUUGAGGGAGGAAGAGCAGUCGGCCGACCACACCAUCCUCACCCGCCUCUUCCAGUACUACAAGAAGGAGAAACAUGAGGUGGCCCUGAAGAGCCGGAUCAUCUUCAACGAGAACUACCGCUCGACGGCCAGCAUCAUCGACUUUGUCUCCAGGCAUUUCUACACCGGCAAAGGGGAUGCCAUCCAUGCCAAGGGCCACGUUCCCCCUCACCCCGAGAUCCAUCCGCUCAUGUUCUGCCAUGUGGCUGGCACUGCAGAACGGGACUUCUCGAUGACCUCUUGGUACAACAACCUGGAGAUGCUGCAGGUCAAGGAGAAGAUUCAGGAGAUGCUCCAGAGGUGGCCGGACGAAUGGGGAGUACCGGAACUUAAGAAAAUCUGUGUCGUCUCCUAUGGCAUGCAGGUGUUGACUCUUAGACAAGAGCUGAGGAAGAGCCGCUUGGGAGAUGUGAUGGUGGAGACCUACGAGAAUCUGCCAGGGAGAGAGUUCCGCAUUAUUAUCAUCAGCACCGUCCACACCAGGGAAAGCUUGAACCUUGUCAACUCCUCCAACCUGGACUUCUUCAACGAGGGGCGGGUAUUGAACACCAUCAUGACGAGGGCCCAGUCUCAGGUCAUCGCUGUCGGGGACGCGAUGGCUUUAUGUUCCUACGGACGAUGCAGCAAGGUCUGGAAGAGCUUCAUCAAGGGGUGCAUUGAACACCGAGCGGUGUCUCCCGAAACCCUGACCUUGGAGGAGAUAAAACAGGCGGUGUGUGACCGGGCUGACUGGAACAAGGAGAGGGCUGAGAUUGAGGAAGACGAGAGCGACACAGACUCCUGGCUGUCCGACGUGGAGAGUUUGAACAUUGAAGACCCAAUAUUGCAGGAACUUCUGGACGAGAGCAAAGACGUGGUGGUGACGGUCUCGGAAGAAGGGCUGUUGAAUGUGAAGUCUGAGGUCCCUGCUCCUGGAAGGAGCAGGUGGGAGUAUGUCAGCUACUCGCCCCAAACCAUGAGGGAAUAUCUGCGCAUGCACCCCAGCAUGUACAAGCGCUGUGAGCUCAUCAAGGAAGGGUUUGACCGAGCUUCGGCCUUCUCUCUGGACGAUUUCCCUUCCCUCCACAUCCAUAUCAAAGGCCGGGUUCAUUGCGGGACGGCGUUCACCGGCGACCAAGUCUUGGUAGAGAUUCUACAGCACAGGACCACCCCGGAGGGGAACCUCCAUGGGAAAGUGGUGGGUGUCUUGAAGGAGGCAGAGCGAAACCGUGUCUUUGUUUGCACGGUGGAUGAGUACGACCUGCGGGUGAUGAUACCCGUCGAUCGCACGGUCACCAAAAUCUUCGUGCCUGGCCUGAAAGACGAAACAAACGUGAUUCCCAUCCGAAGCGUAGACGCAGCGGGGAAGUUCAGGUUGAAGAUGCGCAAGAAGUUAAAGCAAGAAGACCGGAAGAAAUACCUCUUCGUGGUCCAAGUCAUCAAGUGGCGGGAGGGCUUCUAUUACCCUUUGGGGAUUGUGACAGACGUCCUUCCGGUGGCUUCCACGCUCGAGGAAGGAUUGCGAAUCCUGGACCAAGAGUAUUGCCUCUCCAGGGAAUACCCGGCUUCGGUGAACAAGGAGGUGUCUGCGUUCAUCUCCAAGAAGGCUCCGGUGAUGGGUGAACGGAAAGACCACCGGGCUUUCCCAACUUUCACCAUAGACCCCCAGGGAUCUAAAGAUCUGGAUGAUGCCAUCAGCGUCAGAGACCUGGGUAAGGCGUAUGAGAUUGGCAUCCACAUUGCUGACGUAGCCUCUGCGGUCCCGAAAGGCAGUGCCCUGGAUUCGGAGGCCAAGAACCGGGGCGCCACCUAUUACACCCCUGGGAAGGAGCCGGUGUGUAUGCUCCCUCCUCAGCUCAGCCAGGACCACUGCAGCCUCCUCCCUCAGAAAGAUCGCCACGUGAUCUCGCUUCUGGUCUUGGUGGAUAAAAAGACGGACAAGAUGGUCGACGUCGCCUUUGCUGCAUCCACCAUCCGCUCGGAUCGGCAGCUCAGUUACGAGGAAGCGGAGAGUGUGAUUAAGAAUUACUACAAAGUUGAGGGGCCGGUGCUGCGCUUCGACACUCUGGAGGACUGUGUGGCGACUGCCUAUCAUUUCUCCCGAGUCCACCGGAUGGCCAGGCUUCAGGAGGACUGUUAUUAUGACCAGCUGGACGAAGAGACUCCUCUGGGGAAGAGAGGCUCCCACCAAAUGGUCGAGGAAUUUAUGAUUCUCUUCAACAGUUCUUUGGGGGAGCUGCUCACCCGCGAGGAUCGAACUAGGAAUUUGACUCCUCUGCGUUGCCAAAUGGAGCCAAAUCCACCGCAGUUGUGUCAAAUGAGGGAUAAAUACAGAGACAUCAUCCCUCAGUCCACCCACCUCAUGCACCAUCUGAGGCCUUCAGCCGCUACGGCCCCUGUGGGGAGGAGCAGUCAGUUUGCUCUCCUGACGUUGCUGUGGGAUCUUCUGAAGUCUGCGGCCAGGGCGCAUGAUAUUCCGACGAUACUCGACCUGGUCACCACGGAUGACAUCCACCCCAAGCUGGCCCCUGUCAACCUGGAAUUUCGUAAGCUUCUGGGCCGCUCUUAUUUCCUGCGCUCCAACUCUUCCAUGGAGUCCAAAAUGGGCCAUUAUUCCUUGCACGUUGAUGUUUACACCUGGGCCACCUCCCCCAUCCGGCGCUACCUUGACCUUGUGGUCCAGAGGCACCUCCUUUCUCUGAUCUUAAAGAGACCUGUGCAAUAUUCCCCUACGGACAUUGAAUCCAUUUGCCGGGAAUUCAACCGGAAGAAUGGCUUGGCGAACGCCUAUGAGAAACGGUCCCGAUCCUUGGAGAUGGCCGUGAAGUUGAAGGGUCAGGUCCAGCAGAAGAUUGCGUUUGUAAUGAACGUCGAAGGGGCGGCCAACAACUUCAAGAUCUUGUUUCCACUGAACAAGGAGACCCUUCCCGAUCUUCUGCUCGUCAACUACAGAGCUCUACAGCUGGUGGUGCAGCCAUUCUUCGAAAGGGAGCGGGAGAGCAUAAAGUUGGUAUGGAAGAGGAGGAUCUAUUCCAUGACAACCCUAAAGGACUGCACUGUGAAGUCAUCGGAGGUUUGGGAUAGGAGCGUCACCCUCCUCAGCGCGGAAGCCUGGUCCAACAUUCUUGCUGCGAUCAGGAACCAAGAGUACGAGGAGAUGUGCUCUCUCCUCCAGGAGGACCAUCAUCUCCAAAGGAGAAGCAUGGGGAAGAUGGUGAGGAGCAGGUGCUCGCACUAUGUAGAGGUGACUCUGGAACUCAGUGCCGGCAGUGUCUUGUGCGUUCAGCUGACGACGGAUCUCCAGAGGGGCUUCCUGGUCCCUUUUGUGCAGUUGUGGACCGUCACCCCCGGCUUCGAUGUGUGUCUGGAGCAUUCCGAGAAGCCCAUAAACUGCUUCUCCAGGUAUGCCACCCUGGCGCCCAAGAAGACUUACAGGAAUGCUUCUGAUUAUCGCAAAAUCUGGCUCCCUCUUUCCGACAUGGAAGCAGCGUCGUGUGCCGUGGCCGAGAACGACUCCAUCGUCUUGCACGACGUGGCGAUUGUCUGGGAGAAGAAACGGACCAGUAAAGGGCAUCUCCUGGGGACCUUCUCGUUCACGAAAGCGUUCUUAAAGGAGUGUGCCAUUGAACUGGACUUCAGCUACUGCUACCUGUGCAUCCGCCUUUCGGGCUUGAAAGUGGAUCGGUCCUUGAGCGGCGUGGAGUCCCUCAGCCACAGCCUCCAACAGCUCAGCCUGGCCAAGGAAAAGGCAGAGGCCAGCAAAUUCACAGUGGAUCCAGACACCUACACUUGGGUAGCCCAUGGAUGCACUGAGCAGUCGGGGGAAGGAAAGGAGAAAUCUGACCCGCGUGGCGAAAACAUGGUGCAUUUCUACCUCCAUUGCAUGUCCAUGGAAAAGAUUCCUGUUGAGGUCACCCAGCUGUCUUCCAGGUUCACUGUGGAGCUGAUCCCGAGGCUGCUGCCUGAUGUCCGGAAGGAGAAGGCUAUCUGGCGCCUCCAGCAUGCGACAGAGCUUGCCCAGGCAAUAGCCCUUGGCCACAACGUUCCUCAAAAACCGAUGGAGAUGUCAAACCUCUUGAGGCAGAGAAGUUUCGAUCUUCCUGGAAGCUCUCGGAGACUGAAUCCCAGUCAGAAUCGUGCCAUUUUUGAGGCUUUGAGAAGGCCAUUCACUCUGAUUCAAGGCCCACCAGGAACUGGGAAAACUGUCGUUGGGACUCACAUUGUCUACUGGUUUCAUCAGCUGAAUCGGGAAUUCAAAGGCAAGGAGCAAAAUCUGGACGAUCUAGCGAAGGCGAAGGCCCACAUCCUGUACUGCGGGCCCUCGAACAAGUCCGUCGAUGUUGUUGCCGAGAUGCUGUUGAAGAUGAGGCAGUCUCUGAGGCCCUUGAGGGUGUACGGAGAAGCUAUCGAGGCCAUGGAGUUCCCUUAUCCUGGUAGCAACAUGCGUGUCUCCUGGAAAGCCCAGCGGGAUGCAAAAUCAAAGCCGGAGAUCAGGGCCAUGACUUUGCACUACCGGAUCCGUAACGCACCCAAUCCUUAUGCUUCAGCAAUCCGUGCCUUUGACGCGCGUGUGAAAAGAGGAGAGGAGAUGACCGAGGACGAAAUUGAGGAGUACAAGCGGUUGCUGAACAAGGCACGGGAAUUUGAACUGCAACGUCACGACGUCAUCCUUUGCACGUGCUCCGCCUCUUGUGGCUCUGCGCUGGUGGAGCGCUUGCACGUCAAGCAAGUGCUGGUGGAUGAAUGCGCCAUGGCCACCGAACCGGAAACACUCAUCCCCUUGGCCAACUAUGGAAAAAUUGAGAAGGUGGUCUUGCUGGGAGACCGUAAGCAGCUGAGGCCGGUGGUCCACAAUGACUUCUGCAGGGCCCUGGGCAUGGAGACCUCGCUUUUUGAGCGCUACAAGGACCAGGCCGUGAUGCUGGACACGCAGUAUCGCAUGCACCAGGACAUCUGUAGGUUCCCAUCGGAAGCCUUUUACAACAGGAAACUCAAGACGUGUCCCUACCUCGUUCGUGGUCCCAGUGCCCUUGGCCACAGAGACAGAGCCUGCUGCGCCAUCAUCUUCGGUCAUAUAGAAGGAAAAGAGAGGAGCCUCAUGGUCUCCACAGAGGAGGGGAAUGAGAACUCCAGGGCCAAUCUUGAGGAAGCCAAAGAGGUGGUGCGGAUAGCCAAACAGUUGACCUUGGACAAGACCACCAAGCCUGAACAGAUCGCCAUCCUAACCCCUUACAACGCCCAGGUCUUUGAGAUCAAGAAGCUUCUUGCCCAAGCCGUAGUGCAAAAUGUCACUGUUUGCUCCAUCAUGAAAAGCCAAGGAAGCGAAUGGAAGUAUGUGAUUUUGACCACUGUCCGGUCGUGCUCCCGGUCUGAGAUUGAUAAGAAUCCCACGCUGAGCUGGCAGAAGAAACACCUGGGGUUUGUGUGCGACGCUAACCAGAUCAACGUCGCUAUCACUCGGGCACAGGAGGGGCUGUGUAUUAUUGGGAACCGGUAUCUCCUGGAAUGCAACCCGCUGUGGCGAGGACUUCUGGAACAUUACAGGACUCAAGGGUGUGCCACUGCCGCCAGUUCCAUUUGCAUUAGGAAGGCGCCGGCUGUUCCGCUCCUUCCUCGGUACAACAUGUAGCUCGCUGACUCUGUGACACCUGGAUCCGCAUCUGAAGCACCUUUCCGCCUUCCUAAAAAGGGACGAGUGAUUCCUACGCUGAGCUGCGCGGGCAUGAAUGUGUGACUUCAGAUGGUUCCUGGCCUUCGCCGUGGCCUGGAUCCUGCGCUGGCCUGCCUCCCUCUGCCACUGCCGACUCCGAUGGGCCAAGGCCAGAACAAACUCCCAAAGGCUCGGCGGGUUGCAGCAAUGAGGAUGCUCUCCCGCAUUUCGUACCUGCUUUUGAGAUUCCAGCCAUGGAUGAUUUCCCCCCUCCCCACUUACCUUUUCUCAACCCUUUUCUUCUGGAAGAGAAAACAAGCCGACUUUUUUGGGUGUGGGGAUUCAAGAACGCGGGUGCUCUGUUCAAACCCCCCCGGUUUGCUACAUCUGGUAAUAUAUCUCAGUUUUGCUUUUGGGAACUGAACGGAUGCUGCUUAAACCAAAAGGAGGUCCAAUUUUUUUUUUUAAAGUUGUCAGUCCUGCUUCUAUGGAGCCAAAGAAAUCGGUAUUGCCACUCACUGGAAUUGCAGGAGUUCUUUGCUCAAGAGUUUUAUUGCCUUUAUUGCCUUUUCAAUGAAGAAAUGGGAACAUUUCUUGACAUGGCAACAAACAGCCAUAUAAAUAGGAUGUAGAUGAGACCCGUGUUUUAUUUUUCUAGAAACCAUUCAUCGUGGCCAUCAAACAUGGAUUAGCCCAGGUGGUGUCUCUUGUCAGGGAAAUCGUGUAGAAAUAUAUUUUUAAAAGCUUUAAAUUUUUUAAACUGGAAGCAUUUCCUUUUACUGAUCCCAUUUUUAAACUUUCAAAAAACACACAUUUGCACUUGAGGGGGUCUGAUGAGGGAACCACGAAUCUGAGGAAACUUCUCCGUUCCGUGUCCUUUGUUCAGGCUGACCAGCAAUUCUGAAUGUGUGGAGUCCCUCAUAACGAAAAUUUAGCCUGACAGGCGAAAAAUUAUCAUAAAACUGCGAUGCUGUGCAAGGUGGUCGGUCUUUUCCCCGUUGAGCCUUCGAUGUGCACGAGGGAGUGACAGUGGCCCUCAUUCCAAAGAAGUGCUGUUGAAACUACCUAAGAGUCUAAUAGUACAGCUAGGAUGAGUGCAUGUGUUUGUACAUGUAUUUCAACAUUCCUGAACACGGUUUUCUGCUGCUUUUGCACCCUGGUGGCCUUCAGAUGUGGUAGACCCCAGCAGGCUGGGGAGAAUUGGGUUUGUAGUCCAACAUGGCUGGGAUAGAACAGUCUACCGUUUCUCAAUGGAACAAAUCAGUAUGCAUCAUACUGCUGGUUUCUACAUGAGUUAGACAUUUUGCACUUUUAGAAGGGAAAGAACACCGUAAAAAAGAGAUCAUUCCAAUUUCUAUGUAUAUCUAAUGGCAACUUUAAAAAAAAUCUUCAUGAAACUUGUUCCAAAGAGCCCAGGGGUUUGUGCGCAUGAUGCUCAAACUGGAUAGGGUUCAUCUGUCUUUUUGUGUUGCCAUUUUGCCGAAUUCAGCUGUUCUGGCCCAUGAUUGCUUUUCAGUGUACCUACUUAUAACGGUGCAAGAAAAACCGGAGUUGAAUUUCGGCUACACAAUGGUGAUGCCACUGAAAUUCUUCCGGAAGCUCAUGGACUGUAAUACAGUACGCUGUGUUCUGUGUGCUUAUCCUUUUUUUUAAAAGUGUUUAUAAUUUUAGUGUACCUAAUUUAUUGCAAUUGAUGGAGCUGCUCUUUAAUAAUGGAAGGAGAAUUGUCUUUGAAUUCUGAAAGCAAGGGUAUGUGAUUGUUGUGAGGGGAUUCUGCAAACCAGAAGCCUUCUGGGUUGUGUGUGUGUAUUGUGUAUGUGUGUUUUUGAGGGGGAAAGGAUCCUGUUAUAGGAGUAGUUGUCUCCAUAAACGUAAACUUAUAAUAAUAAUUAUAAGAAAUAAUAAUUAUCAGGGAUUCUGAUAGCAAAGAAAGCAAAAUGACACUAUUGUUUUUCCCACUGUUUCUACCUCAGUAACCUGAAAUGUGAAAAGGUGACUUUCCAAGAUUACCAAUACGACUAAUUGCCUCCCAGCUCCCCCCCCCCAAAUAUUAUCUGAAUAAUUUUACUCUUGAAGAGUUGAUUUUGAAUUAAUAAUUGAUUCGUGGCCAGUGAUUAAAGAAACAACAAGUCGUUGUGGGGACAUAAUAAUACAUCUCUAGAAAUUCUUUGGUACCUGGUGUGGUGGGGAUGGGCUCAGGAGGCCUGAGUUCGAAUCACCCACUCAGCCAUGGAAACUCAUUGGGAGUGUGGAACAGGUAAAACCACUCCUCAAAUAUCUCAUUUCCCUUGAACGCCCUUUUAAAGUUGCUGUAUGUCAGAGGCGACUUGACGGCAUAUAACAUACACAUAAGUUCUUGAACCAGCCUCAAAAAGGACCAGGUUAUCUGACUCCUUAUUUCUUCUGCCUGCAUAGACAUACUGUGUUAAUGAAAAGUGUUCUGAAACAAAAACAAAACAAAUUUUUGUAAAUCGUCCAAUUCUUAAUGCUAGUAUGGCUGGUCACCUGGGGCGACCUUCACUUUUCACAGUUGACUCUGUGGUUAUUUAUGCUUUUGGCUCCCCACACCUCUUGUCUUGUAUCUUUUUUUCUUCUUCUGCCUGUUCCUCUUUGCUCAUACUUUUAACUGGAUAACUUGGUCCUUUUUUGGAGGCUGUGCAUGUUAUGUGCCACUUGUAUUCCUUUUCGCCACGUUUGUGCCUUACGCUGUUGCGGUUUCCGGCUUCCAGAGACCCCUGCCUGUAUCUCUAACCACUCGCCUCUCCUCGAAAGGCAAGCUGGAUCACCAGAGGCCAUUCCCAAAGCCCUUUUCCUCCUGAAUUCGCGAUGGCCUUUUUAUGGACUUGCCAGCGUUUUCAGUCCGCUUAUUCACUUCUUUUUCUUGUGGCCGUGAGAUCGGUAGCUCAUAAUGUCCCAAUGCACUCUUUUCUAGGAAGAGGCGAGCAUUGAAAUCCCUUACAGUAGUUGUUCAGGGUCUCUAGAUCGCUGCUAUUUUGAAGAGAGGAAGUGCUAAACGUAACCCAUGGGGCACUUCUCUGGCCAUGCCCGAUGGGAAUUAAAGCAGUGGUUCACAGUGAAAUAAAUCCGUGAGCCUUUAAUCCCCCAACCGUCAUGACCACUGGCUUUUUAAAAAUCUCUGUCCUAACUAUUAACAUCCAGAUUGAUAUUGAAUUUCAGAAUUUUUAAAUCUACGGAAUGUAUAUAAAUUUAAGCCAGAUAUAAAUUAUUGGGCUUUGCAAAAAAACCUAUUCAGUUCAGAGCUUUUAAGACUUUGUAGUGAUGGGAGCCUGUAUACAAGUACCUUCUUAGUGACAAAAACCAUCAGUAUAAAACGAGAGAAUCUUUAUAUUUGGUGCAAUACAGUUCCAGCAGGAAUUGAGCUGCAUGAGUCUGGAGAAAGUGAUUCUGCCUUGAUUUUUAUGGACAUCCCUUUUAUUUCAGAAUCAUGCGGUAUGGAAUUGUGCCUGAAAUUUUGGGGAAUUUGUAGAACGGACUAAAAUAUUUCAGAAAUGUGACCAACAGUGUGUAUUUUUAUAUGUAAUAUAUGUAUGUAAUAAGUAUCUUGAAUUAAUUUGUUUGGACGGUAUUUGUCUCUUGGAUUCUGUAGUGUGCUGAAAUUAAAUCUUCAUAAAUGAAAGCCUUUUAGUACCCUGAAAUAUGUUUCUCUAGUUGAUAAAAUAUUUGUGGUGUUUAUAUGGAUUUUUAACAUUCCAUUGAAUAAAUAUUGUAAAGCCUUG